Molecule: messenger RNA, 1569 nt
Organism: Osmia bicornis bicornis
Lineage: Eukaryota; Metazoa; Arthropoda; Insecta; Hymenoptera; Megachilidae
Exons: 2
Coding region: 1-1569 (522 amino acids)
Source: RefSeq, a predicted model, not a curated record
AUGACGCCCAACCAACGGAUCCAAUGUGUAGAGGUCCAGCGCCUUUGCUUCAACUGCCUGGGAAGACACAACGUCAGAUCAUGCAAGUCAAAUCAAACUUGUAAGCAGUGUCGGCACCAGCACCAUACUAUGCUUCAUGAUGGUGGGGUGUUUUACAUGCUCCCACCACCACCGAAGCCCAAAUCAUUGCCGAGCAACGCGCCAGCUCCAGCAAUUGCUCACGACGAUCAGAGCAAUCUGCAAGAGCUGCUCACCAAAUUCUGGAUCCAAGAGGAGUCAUCGAUGGACGCUCCAAGCACACUCACACCGGAGGAAGGAGAAUGCGAAGCACAUUUCUGUGCGACUCACUCUCGUGAUCACACAGGAAGGUACCUCGUUCGCAUUCCAUUCAAGGCACCAGCAUCACUUCUAGGCAAUUCACACAAGAUUGCUCAAAGAUGUCUACAAAGUACAUUGCGACGACUCUCCAAGGAUUCAACAUACAACCAGCUCUACGUCGAGUUCAUGAAAGAGUAUGAAGAAUUAGGGCACAUGGUAAAGGCUUCAGAUCACCAACGGAUCGCAUCAAAAGAGGCUGAGAACGUUGGGCCUGAUGGGGAGAUGACCUUGGCACAUGAUGCUUCGGCAUCAGGAGGGUUGAGGGUCUCUUCUGACGGUUCAACACCUCAGUCCUCUGCUCAUCUUCAGCCGUACUAUUUGCCUCACCAUGGAGUUCUACGCCUCGACAGUUCAACAACGAAGCUCAGGGUUGUAUUCAACGGAUCAAAAGCUACGACAUCAGGCAAAUCAGUCAACGAUUUAAUGCAUACUGGUGCUAAUUUGCUCUUGAAUGUUACAGAUGUUCUAAUUUGGCUUCGCCAUUAUCACCACAUUUUUGCCACAGAUAUCACAAAAAUGUAUCGCCAGGUAGCAGUUCACAAGGAUGAUUGGGAUCUCCAGCGAAUUGUUUGGAUCGAUGAAGACCGCAAUGUCAUUCCUUACCAGCUCACAAGUGUCACGUAUGGCACAAAGGCGGCUCCCUUCCUGGCGACACGAGCACUCAUGCAGCUUGUUCACGAUGAGGGUCAUCGAUUCCCUCUGGCAACGCCUUCUGCUCAUAUCUUUGAAGGAGCAGACUCAAUCUCGGAACUUGUGGAGGUCGCUCAACAGCUGAUUGCAUUGUGCAUCGCGGGCGGAUUUCCACUCGCAAAAUGGCAUGCGACUCACCCAGAUCUUCUACGGGCUGUUUCGUCAUCCACACAAUCGUCAGCUCCCAUAUCAUUUGACGACUGCACUACCAAAUUACUCGGAAUUCAAUGGAUGCCUCAAACUGACGCAUUCGGCUUCUCAUCAACCUUGACUGAUCAACCAAGUAAGUGUUCAAAACGCCUCGUAUUGUCCGAAGUGGCUCGGAUAUUUGAUCCAUUAGGUUUCGUCUCACCGGUAAUAGUGCGAGCAAAAAUGCUGUUACAAGAACUCUGGCUACACAAGAUCAAUUGGGACGAUCCACUACCGUCUCAAAUUGUUUCACGAUGGUUCAUCAUCAGAGAAGAUCUCAAAGGUUUGGCCAAACUGACAAUUCCAAGGUGA